UGGACUCUGGAUCCUGGAGGUUGGACGCUGAGGCUUGGGUUAUGCGUUUCGUCGAGGCUUCUGGAACAAGUCUGGGAUUGGAGUUGCAGUCUGGCGGGGGACGUUAUUGAGUGUGUGUUUGCAUGACGUUGCGCGUGCCAACUCUCUGUGGGCGCCAUGUAAGCUGCGCUUUGUUGCUGGCAAUCUCUUCCAACAUCGCGUCAACGGAAGGCCAUCGCAGUUCUGUUUCUGUUGUUUGUUCGGCGGCGAGGGUUGCCCUAUUCAUGUGGUCGAGGCUUAGCGGUGUAAAUGUCGGUAUAUGAGCCGAUAGAGGGGUGAUUCUUUUGACAGGGUAUCUUUAGUACGAGAGCAAACGGUCUGUAAUGUGAGGUGGAGUGUGGAGACCUCCAGGGGCUGCAGACGUGGCCGCUAGGAAGAAGAGUCCGCUAUCUGUCUACCAGCCGCAUCAGACGGUGUAAUUUGUCCGUUAGCUUGCUUGCCAACCGGUUCUUAGAUCCAGAGUCAAGUGGUGUGGGGGAGAGGAAGUUCGGUGAGAAGCCAUUUUCUCUCAUCUUUUACUCUCUCUCUCUCUCUCACUGUGUUUUUUUGCUCCUUUGUCCUCUUUCGUUUACGAUGCGCGGCGGUUGAUUGGAGAUCUCGCUUCGGUAAUCUGGGGCUCAUUGCCUCUCUUCCCCUCUCACCCGCGCUCUGUGACUCUCUCUUCCUUCUGUUGCAGUUCAGAUCUGCAUCUGUUGAGCGCUCUGUGACUCUGUGACUGUCUCUUCCUUCUGUUGCAGUUCAGAUCUGCAUCUGUUGAUUGAUAGCCUGGCUACUUAUUUGACCGAUUGAUCAUAGGUGGAACUCUGAGGAGGAAGGGGGGCCGUUUAUUGAAGUGAUUGGUGUCUUUUUGCGUUGUGUAGUUGAUCAGAGAGGGGGAGAGGAACAAGGGAGGAAGAGUAGAGGGGAAGAAUGGCAGGAUCUGCUGGGGGAUCCCCGGCUAUGGCGAUUGCUGGGCUGGAUCCGCCUGUGUUCGUGGCGGCUGCAGUAGGAGCAGUCACACUUGUCUUGCUGGUCGUGCUGUUUGUGCUCCGUCUUCCUGGUGCUUCCUCUCCGUCGUCUUCAUCGUCAACCAAGGACACCGCUGUCGAGGACAAACCCGCGCAAAAGCAAGUCGCUCAUCCCAGGAAAAAGGUCCCAACGCAUUCGCAUUCUCACUGGAAGGCCUCUGGCGGCGGCGCCGAGAAGGCGCAGCAGCAUAAACAUCCCCUUUGCUUCAACACUCUGAAGGGCCAUAUGGACGCGGUAAUGGGGUUGCACUUCUCCCCCGAUGGGCGUAAUCUUGCAACAGCCUGUACAGAUAGAGUAAUUAGGGUGUUCAAGGUUGCUGACGUGACCGCGAAAAGCUUCAAGUUUUUGAGAAUCAACAUGCCUGUCGGGAUCAUGCCAGUCGAUGUGGUAGUUGGGGACAAUGCGUCGGAGGUGGUAGUGGCGGGGCAGAUCUUGUCCGGGGCCUCGCUGUCUCUCUAUGGGCCUGCAAGCACAGCAGCAGCGGCGGCGCAGGCGGCGGGGAAAGGCGACGACUCCAAGCUCCCAGAACCGGAGUUGAAGUGGGAAAAGCAUCAAGUUCAUGAGAAGAGAUCCAUCAUCAAACUGUGUGCAGCCUCGAUGACCCACGGGCAGCAUGCCAAGGGUGGGGUUAUUGUGGCCUCGUGUUCUGAAGGGACUGAUGUGAAAGUUUGGACGGUCGCAGAUGGGCGAUGCGUUGGGACCGUAGACUCCAAUCAACUGUGCAAUCAUAUGGCGGCGCUGUCUCCCAACGGGCGAUUCUUGGCGGCCGCUGCUUUCACUGGCGAUGUGAAGAUUUGGGAGGUGUGCAUGACGAAGGACGGACAAGUGAAGGAGGUAGCCAAGGCGAUGCAGCUGAAAGGGCACAAGAGCGCUGUCACUUGGCUCUGCUUUGCUCAUGACUCACAGAAGGUGGUUACUGCUUCGAAGGACGGGAAGAUCAAAGUUUGGAACAUCAACGUUAGAUACGAGUUGAGCGAGGAUCCGCGCUGCUUGCACACUUUCGACAUCCCCGAACACCCUAGUCAGCCAAAGGGUGGCGUGCCUUGCUUCGACAAGUUGGCCCUCUCACCAGAUGACAGAAUUUUGGCAUGCACGAUUGGGCCUAUGCUUCGUUGGCUGGACAUGGAGACGGGGGAGGUGAUGGACACGGCAGAGACCGCUCACGAUGGACACGUGUCGUGCUUGCAAUGGUCGCCGCAACGACACGAGACUGGGAAAGGAGUCAACGCAAUGGUGCUUGCCACCGGUGGUCCUGAUCGGAAAGUCAAACUGUGGGAGGCACCGGUUAGAGACCUACCAAGAGCAGCGGGGAAAACGUAGAGAACGUGAGGCGAUGGGACUAUAAGGCACAAAUUGUUAGUGGCAAUUAGGAGAGAGGGAGGGAGAAAGGUAGGUAGGUAGCUGGCUUUCGACCAUCUGUCUUUCCGUUACUGAUGCGGAAGUAAGUGGGAGGAUCAGGAUCAGCUCACAGUCGAAAUCGGCCGUAAACCGUCCUCCGCGCCAAUCAGCUUCAGCGACUCAGUGAUACUAUUUAACCUCGAAGAAGCAAGGGCUGGCACAACUAGAGCAGGAGAAAGAAAAAGUACAGAGUGGGUUGGAGGAGGGGUGGGGUGGGGGGUUAAGAACUUCUCAAGUUUAUGCUUGGGGUGGGGGGGUAAGAACUUCUCAAGUUCAUGCUUGUUCGAGGACUCGUCUUUCCCAUGGAUUGAUGUACGCGACCGCAACCAAGGACGCAUUCUCUUGAAAUGUUAACGUAGUGUGGAGAUGCUCUUUAGUCGUGGAGGCACGUGGCAGGGAAUGGGAGAGAGAGGAGAGGGGGGAGGUGGUGACGUUUACCGCUAGCGUCCUUGGCUUCUCCAAACCGAGGGGGACCAUCCAUAGCUACCAGCUGCGCUCCCUAAGAGAAAUGGGGAAAUGGUGCCAAUGUGCGUUUGGCAGGUGCGGGUAAUUUAAGUCACAAACAGGGUGGGAACGAUGAUGCUAGCGGUUGCAGAGGUGUAGAAGUGAGAGAGGCACAGAAGGGGCCAAUUUUAAGCUGAGCUCUGAAAGAGAAGUGAAAAAUGGCGCCAAUUUGUUUUGGCGGAGGCGGGCGGGUAAUUGGAGUCAGAAAGGUGGUGGGACAGGUAGGGUGCUCGAUGCUCGAGGCUCAAGUGCGCGCCAUUGUAUCAACAUCAUCAUGCAGUGACUGUGACGUUGGGUAGGUGAGCGGUACGUAGACGCGCCAUCUGCCGGUAGCGUACUCUCCUAUUGUGCGGCGGACGAAGUGGAACGGGGGAUCAACCGGCAAGAGAAAAGUGGACGGGAAAAAGUUUUAAUCGUUACUCUUUCAUGGAGUAGCAGUCCUCUGGACUGUGUGUAGGUGGGGCUGUUGAAAUGCCAUGUGUACGCGUUGUUUUAUUUUUUCACCUUGCUUUUUUGCUUUUGUUUUCCCAUUGAUUUGUUUCUUGUGCUUUUCAAAUCACGUCCGCUUUGUUUUUGCUGCAAGCGGCCGUUUAUUCUCGUUUGUCCCUUCUUCCUUUUCACUCGAGAAAAAUUACAGAAAACUAUGAUGGUGAGGCUCCGGUGAGCGGAAUGUACUGUUGCAGACACUUGCACCUAAUGGUCUGCGGUGAAGAGAAAAUGAGUCUUGAGUGUAAUCCAAUCUGUGGUCAUUUGUGCUGAUAAACCCUGAGAGCUUAG
Chara braunii is the source of this 3726-nucleotide messenger RNA. The record is from the annotation of a GenBank genome assembly. NCBI's taxonomy places the organism in Eukaryota, Viridiplantae, Streptophyta, Charophyceae, Charales, Characeae.